AUAAAAAUGAAGUAAAAAAUUUAGAGUAUAGCUUGAAGGGACAAUGUAACAGUGAGAAAGAAAAUUGGAUUGCAGAGUUUAAGCAAGUUAAUAUAUUAAAUAAUGAUUUAGAGUAAUAAACUAAUGUUAUAAUUUUUAAUUUACAGGAUAAUGGCUGGACAUAAUAAAUUAACCAAAAUUGAAUACUGUAACAGUUUUAAAUGUUUUUAUCGACCAGUUGUACCAUUUUUAGUAUCAAAAUCACAAAAUAUGAAUAUUCCUGUACGAUUCAAUCAUGAUAUUUUAAGUAACAUAGUAACAAAUGCACAAGAACAAUGUUAUACAUUUUCACCUAAAUUAAAACCAUUUAGAAAUAUAGGAACCCAAACAGAUUAUCGGGAUAGUGACUCACAAACUGCACCUUGGGAUCCACCGUAUAAAAUUAAAUCAGGCCAUUAUCCUGAAGCAUUAUCAAUAGCACAUUUAUCUUGGAAUCAUGGAUUACAAAUUGGAAUUCAUGAUUUAGAAAUCAUUAAUAGAAUGAGAAGAAAAAGAGCAUGGGAAGGUGUUCUUCCUCCUAUGGAUACACCAGCAAACAUAAAAAAGCGAUCAGCUAUAAUAAAUGCAUUAGAAAUAGAUGAAUGGGCAUUUAGAGAAUCAGAAAUUCAAGCAAUAGUGGAUUAUAGGCUUGAAUUAAUGAAUGAAAUAUCUAAAUCACAAGAAUAUGAAAAAGAAAAAAAGAUUCAAGGCCGUUUGGAUAGAUGGACAAAUUUUUUAUCUAUACGUAGAGAUAAAGAAAUAAACUCUAUUAAACACAAGCUUAGAAGAGAAUUGAGAAAACUAUAUAAAAGACAACAACAAAAAUCGCAACCUUUUAAACGUGAUAUCAUUAAAGAACAUGAUGAUCCAUCUUCUGAAUUGUAUGCCCCACAAAUGCGUUAUGGCGAACAUCCUCAAAGAAGACAUGAAGUAAUAGAAAAAGAGUUGUUAGGAGAAGGCUGUAUCGAAAAUGUAACUGAAAUAAAUACAUUGCCAAAUUGGCUUCCAACAUAUGAAGAAUUAAGUGCAUUAAAGCCAAGAUCUAAGUCAGCUGAUUUAUGUAUCAGAGCAACAAGAUGGACAAAAGAAAAGCUAAGUCAAUUACAUAGUGACCUGAAAGCAAAUAGAUCAAGUACUAAGACAAUAGAGGCACCACUAUUAUUGAAACGCAAGUAUAAAUUGCCAUCUCUACCUUCUACACCAUAUAGAAAAAGCACAGAAGAUAUAACAAAUAAACGUCUGCAUCAGUUGUCUAUACUUAUUCAAAAAAUAAUUAAAGGAAGAGCCAUUCAAUGCAUGAUGUUCGAAGGCCGCAAUAGAUGUAGGGAAUUAAUCGAAGAAUUACAAUCAUCUUAUGGAUUAGAAGAACAUAGUAAAAAACAACAUCAAGAAGAAAAAGCGCAUACGUUAGAAUUGCAACAUUUACAAAGUGAAAAAUCUAUGCAAGAAGAUCGUUUAUAUGAAAUUCUUAAUUCUUUAGAAGGAAUGACUAUAUCGGGAAUGCUAGAUUUUCUUAGCAAAGAAUUAAUAAGAUUAGAGGAUGAACGUCGAAUACAUGCUUUUGCAUUAUUGGCUGAAAGAGAAAGAGCAACGAGAGAAGCAGCAGAAGCUGGAAGACGUCAAUUAGAAUAUAAUCGUCGCAGGGAAUUUGACGAAAUGUUUAGGCAAACUAUGAAAGUUAAUCAAGAAUCUGUGGAAAGUUAUUUAGAAGAUAUAAUAAAAGAAGGCAUUGAAUGGAUAUCUGAUGAAGCAACUAAAGUAUAUAUUUCGGAAUUGUGUGAUAAAAUAGACAUUAUAUCAAAAGCUGCGCAGAACAAUGCAACAAAAUUAUCAGAAGAAGAAAUGGUUGCUAAUAUGAUUUAUAAUUUUGUAUUACCUGAAGUGGAAAGAACUGCUGUACGAAAAAAUAUAAGAGAAAAGCAACAAGUUUAUUUGCAGAAUGCACAUGCUGUAAUUUAUGAAGAGAUAUUCAAUUUACCACUUGUUGAAGACAAAAGUUUAUUAGAUAAAGAAUCUGAAGAAAAACAUGGCAAAAAGAUUGAAUCACAGAAUUAAAUAUCUUAAAAAAUUAUAGUAAAUAUUAUUAUUCCUUAGAAUAUUUUAUUUUCGAUCUUUUGUUAUUUCAUGUUAUAUUACAUUAUUUUAGUUAGAAAUAUGUUCAAUAAUAUACAUUACACAUACGGAAUUAAAAUGAACACUUGUAAUUCCUUCAAAAGAUAUUGUAAUAAUUAUGUAGAGUAUUAUCUCAAGUGUAUUUUCGCAUAUAACCACGUAUCACAACAUAAUAUUUACAAAACAAAAAUACAAUACAGGACACUUUAAUUAUUUUGUAUUGUUAUAGAUAAUAAAAAAACAAUCACAAUUAACAGAGAGUAAAGGCACAUGAACAAAUAUAAUUACGUACACUUAAGUAGAGCCAUGAUGCAAAUGGGUUAAUAUUAUUAUUUACACGUCAUUGUAGCAUUUAAAAUCUGACACUUAAAAACUUGCAAGUCGAAAUAUGAUGAGAAUAAGUUGGAGUUGCAGGUCGAUAUUCACAAUUAAAAGUCGGAGCGUUAAGGGCUAAUAUUUUAGUUGAUAAUUAAUAUCUACAUUUUAAUGAUACAUUUAAAAUAACAUAUGAGUCAUAUCAUGCUGCGUACAAUUAUAUAUUUUAAUAUGUUUAUUAAUUGUAUUUUAAAUUUUUACAAUAAUUUAAUAUACAAUUCGUUAUAUUUAUACGUAUAUUUUUUUUGUUUAAUAAUAUGCUUGCAUCAAAAUAGAGAACAUCACACAUUUCAUUUUUCAUGUGUUUGUAUGUACAGUAUUUUCCGCUCAUAGACGCAAUGUUAUUCCACCAGUUUUUGUAAUUUUUUACAUAGAGCGAGCGUUCGCGUCAUUUUUGAUCUGUGAUCAGGCUAUUUCCACAAACAAUGAAACGUCAAAAUAAAAAAAAGUGACAUUUUUAUAUCUUUUA
This is a messenger RNA of Bombus huntii, 2974 nucleotides long. Its product is annotated as cilia- and flagella-associated protein 91-like. Bases 151 to 2073 code for a protein of 640 amino acids. Lineage: Eukaryota; Metazoa; Arthropoda; Insecta; Hymenoptera; Apidae. The transcript has 8 exons. The record is from RefSeq and is a predicted model, not a curated record.